AUGGCUACACUUCAAUCACCUAAGAUGGGAUCGAGACAGGCAAGGGGGGAUGGAGAGUCAAGAGAUAUGAUCCUUGGAAAAUAUAUCAAGAUUGAGGAGAUCGGCCGUGGUAGUUUCGCGACUGUCUACCAAGGUAUCCAUAAUAAAUAUCGGUCUUGUGUGGCCAUCAAGGCGGUGAACAUAGGCAAUCUCAACCAGAAACUUAGAGAAAACUUGAAGUUGGAGAUCGAUAUCUUAAAGGGCCUUCAGCACCCUCACAUAGUGGCUCUCAUUGACUGCGACGAAGCGUCGACUUCAUGUAUCCACCUAAUUAUGGAAUUUUGCGCCCUCGGCGACCUCUCCCUCUUCAUCCGCAAGCGCGAUACAUUGGGUAGGCACGAACUCACGCGGGAUAUGAUAGCAAAAUACCCCAACCCUCCCACCGGUGGCUUGAAUGAAGUCGUUGUUCGCCAUUUUCUCAAACAACUUGCCAGUGCCUUGCAGUUCCUACGCUCCCGGGAUCUAAUCCAUCGUGACUUAAAGCCCCAGAAUUUGCUGCUUAAUCCGCCCCCGAGCUCGUAUGCCAAGGGUCUUCUUAAGAUAGUUCCAUACAAGACUAGAGAUGACUCUUACACACCGGUGGCAGGAAUCGAGUCGUUACCAAUGCUCAAGAUCGCCGACUUUGGGUUCGCACGGUCAUUACCGGCUACCUCGCUCGCAGAAACUCUCUGUGGCUCGCCUCUUUAUAUGGCCCCAGAGAUUUUGAGGUACGAAAAGUACGAUGCAAAAGCCGACCUCUGGUCCGUUGGCACUGUCUUGUUUGAACUGGUAGUUGGAAGAUCACCAUUUAGGGCUGGCAAUCAUGUCGACCUGCUCCGAAAAAUUGAACAGGGCGAAGACAAUGUCAGGUUCCCAGCUCAAAUCGAAGUGUCAGCUCCGUUAAAGAAAUUGAUUCGAAGUCUUCUUAAACGGAACCCGGUGGAACGAGUCAGUUUCAGGGACUUUUUUGAGUCGUCUAUCAUCAAAGGAGACAUCCCAGGCCUAGUUGAGGAAGAUCUGCUAGCCCAGAAAGAGCGAGAUUCCCGUGUGGCCCUACAGACUGCACAACGAGAUGCUUUGCCCUCUCGUUCUCAAAGUGAUGGGAGGCUAGAUGAUCGUUCACCCGCUAAACCUCGACCGCCCUCAGGAAAUUUUGGUCGUUUAUCUACAAGCCCAUCUUUACGUCGCGCUGGGAGCCGAGAAAAGCUCGAUCUACAACGUGUAGCGGUUACAGCUCGAAAGGGGAGUGUGCCUUCUGUUCCUGGUUCUCCUAACCGGGAAGAACUCCGUGAUUUCAAUGCAAAGGCAGGGAAUGCGGAGCUUCCAGAACGACCUACUCUAUCAAAAGGCAGAGAUAUGAAAAGAAGAGGCCUAUCUGAGCCGCAGUUUGAUGACAAUACUGUCUCUGAAAGGGAUCGGGCCGCGCAGGAUGUGGCGUUCGAGCGCGACUACGUUGUGGUAGAGAAAAGAGCGGUGGAGGUCAAUGCCUUUGCUGAUGAACUAGCUGCAAGCCCCCGUUUCCAACAACAACAUCAACAGGCGAUAACAAAACAAACUGGAGCUAUUGUUCGCCGUGCAACUACCACCGCCACCCCUCAGUCAUCCACCCCUCCUCGUGAUGCUGUGUCCCGGGGAGUGGUUGGUGCUUACAACAGGCAGCGCUCGGGGUCUUCGCACCAACGUCACAAUUCGUAUGAUCGAAGAUAUGGGCCGAGUCCGACGUCCGCAACGUCGGCCAUUUCCAAAGCACUCAAUAUGGCUAGUGGACGGCUUUUUGGUGUCAGCUUUUCUCCUCCCUUAGCUUUAACCAAAGCUGGAAGAUCGCCUCCUUUAGGAUAUAAUGCGUUUCCUGCGUAUCCGCUUGCUCAGGGUAGCCUUGUCGUUGUUGGGGAUGGAGCUAAAGUUCAGCCUCCACUGGACGAGGAUACCAAAGUCUUGCAUAUAAUUGAGGAAAUCGCAACCCGUAGCGAUGUCGUCUAUGGAUUUGCCGAAGUGAAAUAUAAACAGCUGGCUCCUCUAACUCCUUCUAUGCAAGCCGACACUGCCAUCAAACCCGUGAUCAAUCCCGAAACGGCGGAAAUAGCUGGAUCUAGCGAUACUGGGCUGACGGUUGAUGCCACGUUCACAUUGUCAGAAGAAGCUCUUGUGCUUUAUGUGAAAGCCCUCUCAUUACUGGCUAAAUCAAUGGAUAUUGCCGGAGCAUGGUGGGCCCGUAAAAAUCGCGGGGAGACUAUUGCAACUCUACCAAGCGUAAAUGUCGGACACCGGGUGAAUAAUGUAGUGCAAUGGGUCCGAAACCGCUUCAACGAAGUACUUCAAAAGGCUGAAUAUUCACGACUCAGGUUAUUAGAUGCCCAGAGACAGAUCCCCGCUAACCACGCGUAUCAAGUCGGCCAUGUUGGGCGUAUGUCUGUGGGAGGCCUUGCUCAUUCCUCAGACCAAGUUAUCAUCAGCUCUGGGAUCACGGCGGAGAGAUUGAUGUAUGAUAGGGCCCUUGAGAUGUCCAGGACAGCUGCAAUUAAUGAACUUACCGGUGAAGACCUUCCUGGUUGUGAGAUCGCGUACAUGACCGCGAUACGGAUGCUAGAGGCUGUCCUGGAAAGCGACGAGCUUCCUCAAUUAAGCAGUGAUCGCUCGAGUGAGGCUACAAAUACGAUGUCCAGUGAAGAAAUCGGGGAGAUCAAUGGUAUACAAGGUGAAGACCGGGAGGUCGUGACUAAGUUAUACGUGUUCGACUUACAGCCUUGA
Molecule: messenger RNA, 2766 nt
Organism: Uncinocarpus reesii 1704
Lineage: Eukaryota; Fungi; Ascomycota; Eurotiomycetes; Onygenales; Onygenaceae
Exons: 3
Coding region: 1-2766 (921 amino acids)
Biological process (GO): protein autophosphorylation; peptidyl-serine phosphorylation; autophagy
Cellular component (GO): autophagosome; cytoplasm
Molecular function (GO): protein serine/threonine kinase activity; ATP binding
Source: RefSeq, a predicted model, not a curated record